Molecule: messenger RNA, 795 nt
Organism: Staurois parvus
Lineage: Eukaryota; Metazoa; Chordata; Amphibia; Anura; Ranidae
Source: the annotation of a GenBank genome assembly
AUGACGUUGUCCGGUGCAGGUGACUGUGGCAGAAACAAUAUCCAUUUCAUCUUCUGUGGGAGAAAUGUAACAUUGGAAUCUGAGUUUGUUUUAUUGGGUUUUUCUUUUCAUGCCAGAUUUUGCCAUCCCCUUUUUCUUCUUCUUCUUAAUCCUAGUAUUAUACGUUUUCUCUAUGGCAACCUUCUCAUCCAGAUUCUAGUCUUCUCAGAUCAGCAACUACAAAGCCCCAUGUUUUUAUUUCUAAGUAAUUUGUUCAUUUUGGAUAUUUGUUUUAUCAACACCACAGUCCCUAAAAUGCUUCAAGGUUUCCUGCCUGGUGGAAAGUCCAUCUCACUGUUGGCUUGCUUUGUGCAGUCUUAUACUUUCUUCUUUGUAGGGGUAUCAACCUUCUUUCUCUUGGCCAUUAUGUCAUUUGACCGUUAUGUUGCCAUUUGCCACCCUUUACAUUACCCAGCCAUCAUGCCCCAAAACCUGUGCAUUAAGCUCAUUGCAAGUGUAUUUAUUUUGGCUUUUUUUGUUGUACUUACUCCAUCCAUCAGGAUACUGAAACUUCCCUUUUGUUCCAAUCUUGUGAACCAUUUCUUCUGUGAUGUCAGCCUAUUGUUAAUGAAUUCUUGCAUCAACACAAGCUCAAUUCAGCUGCAGGAAAUUGUUGCUUCUUCCAUUACACUUAUUAGUUAUCUGCUAGUCACUCUCAUCGCCUAUGUAUAUAUAGUGAAGACGAUUUUAAAUAUUCCAUCUAUAGAGGGAAGGAAAAAAAAAGGUUCUCCACAUGCUCUUCCCAUGCUCUGGUAG